Molecule: messenger RNA, 1635 nt
Organism: Triticum urartu
Lineage: Eukaryota; Viridiplantae; Streptophyta; Magnoliopsida; Poales; Poaceae
Product: F-box protein At5g65850
Molecular function (GO): protein binding
Source: RefSeq, a predicted model, not a curated record
CACAAUUGCUGCUCUCUCCGUUCACAUUUUGCUUCUGCUGCUCCUCCAUUGUAGAGCACACCCGCCAUUCAUCUCUCCCCAAGGUUCUCAUUCUAUUCUACACAGCCCUACCUCUUUACCUGCACUUGAGUACCCUCUGUUCUCAAGUGACUAAGUGGCCACCUGCUCCUGCUGCAUCGAUUUGGGUCUGCGGUUAAGGUUUGUUGCUGAUAUUAUCAGUUUGGACUUCGAGUGAACUACUACUACCAUAAUAGGGGGGAUGGAACCUAUGGUUGCCGGUACGCUACCUGAUGAUCUGGUGGUUGAAAUCCUCUCCCGGCUGCCGUUCAAGUCUUUUUGCCGCUUCAAAUGUGUCUGCAAACCCUGGCUCGCCUUCUCAUCAAAUCCAAACUACCAUGAGAACCUGCCAAAAAUCCCCACCGGCCUUUUCUGCCAAUACCAAGACCUUAAUAAGAAGGCUACCAAGCUUAUUGGCCACCCCCGAAACCUGGAGCAAAUUGAUGGAGCACUUAGUUUCUUGCCACACUACCCACAACUGCAACUUAUAGAUUGCUGCAAUGGCCUAGUCCUCUGCAUGCGUAGGAGCAUGGAUUGGAGCAACCGUAAAAUUAUCUACCACUUCAUUGUGUGCAACCCCGCAACACGAGAGUGGACGAAGUUAUCUGAUACCCGUCGUUACCAAGAACAUGGUAUUUGUGAAGCUAUGCUAGUUUUCAACCCAUCAUGUUCCCCACAGCUCUAUGUCCUCAACUUUAAACGGGAUCCUUCAACUUCGUUCUUGAGCGGGCUCGAGGUGUUUUCAUCCAAGCUUUCCACAUGGCUUGUGUAUGAUGCAUGGUGGAAUUCUGGGAUGCCCACUAUUAUUGGAUACCCGCACUUGGUCGUAGAUGGUUCACUCUAUCUAUUUAGUCUGCGGAGGAACUCAAGGAGGAGGAUCUUGGUGUUGAAUGGCUUUGAGGCAAUGAGUUCCCGCGUACCGCCUAAUCGUCGGACAAUCAAGUUGCCAAACGACCCUUGUAUUGAGUCUCCAAAUGGUCUUUCCAUUGGUAUGUACACUCGAGGUUACUUUAGCCAAUCUCUUGGGGCCUUGCACUAUGCAUUGCCUGAGGCUGAUGGGCGUUCGAUUUGGAUCUGGAGUCUCGAUGUUUCCAGGCCUGACAAGUGGAUUGUGAAGUGUCGUCUUUGUCUGGGUGAUGCAUUUGGAAGGGACGACCUUGCCCACUAUGACUCCACUCAACAGUCCUGGAGUUGCGCAUACGUGAUUGCAGCUCUCGACUUGGAGAGCGACGUCGUGUUCCUCUUUGACCAGGCAAACAAGUUUCAUUCAUACGCCAUCAGCACCGGGAAACUUUAUGAACUCAAUGACACUGAACAAGAUCAUGAGCAUGGCUACGACAAGUUCUUUCAUUAUGUGGCAUGCUACUUGAAGCUUCCCGCAUCCGUGCCUUUACCUCAGCUACAUUCAUCGUAAGCGGAGAGGCCUGGUCGGCGGGCAUGGUAGUCAAAGUUGAUAGCAGUUGUUGAAAAAUCAAGUUGAGAUAAUUUAUCUGUCUUUAGUUUGUCGAGUAAUACUGGUGUUGGAAGAAAGGAGGGAAGGCUAGUCUAGUGGAUGAUAUUAAGAAGGCCUUUUGUGUA